AUGCAUAUACGUUGGUUGCGUUACGGUGGCAGCUACGGCAUUGUCGGACAAGUCAUUAAUGUACGCGUCGAUUCGGACAAAAUUGUGCAUCAGCUAACGGGUCAAUUGGACGAUGAUGAUCAGGCGUCCAAUGUCAACAUCAAUCACAUUGAGGACUCAUACAACAGCAGUGAUAUUGUGACGGACACAUACAGCGUCGCCGAAGACACUUUAAUCGGCUACAAGAAUCUCUCCGAAUCUGCUACAAACCGGCAAAAGUUUCACAAAAUGAGUGUCGUCGAGUUGGGUAGACUGCCUUAUAAGAUCCCUAACAUUGACGUUGAGAAAGACAUAGUAAACGGCGAGUUAAUGUGUGUAGAACUGCUCAAUGUAGACAAGCCAUUUGCGGAGUUAGAGGCAGGCUGCUGGCUCUAG
Molecule: messenger RNA, 414 nt
Organism: Parnassius apollo (apollo)
Lineage: Eukaryota; Metazoa; Arthropoda; Insecta; Lepidoptera; Papilionidae
Source: the annotation of a GenBank genome assembly